GUCUCGGGGAAAUUUCAUGGAUGUCUUCGUCAACGCUCAUGCGAUCAGGUUGGCUUGACCUUGACCCAGAGCAUGGCCAACCCAGCACGGCAUCUAUGCCGCAGCAUAUUCCAGGUCACUCGACAGAUACCUGUGAAGCGGAAAUGUCAACAGCAAUGCCCCGUCCGGCACCGCACGGCUGCUCCGUUCCGACAGCUCUCGACGACAUGCUUGCGGCGAGCGGACGGACCUCCUGCUCGACAACCGGCACAAAACGCGGAAACUGAUCUCGACGAGAGCGAAGACACCGACCCAAGCGAAUACCUUACGCCCAGCACACCUAUUUCCGUCGCUGAUCUCGAUCGCCAAGAGCGCGCAGAUUACGAGGUGCUCACGAAACCCCAGCAAGAGGAAUACCUGGCGCUGCAGAACCACUAUGCCGCCAUGUUCGAAUCUAUCGACGCCGACCCUGCGAUGGACGAUAUCGCCAUGCAAGUUGAUCGCCAGGUCGACAGCGAGGUCGAGCCGCUUGAUUUCCCGGAAGACCAAUUGCCCCGUCGGGACAUGAAUUUCUGGGCGGUGGACGAAGACGACGAGUUCGGACAAGUGGAAGAGGAGGCACCGUGGGACGACUCGGCCAUUACGUCCGUUGCACACAGUGAGCUCGAAGUACAUCGCGAGGUCAGGGAGUAUACCAGAGUGAUUGCAUGGGACAUGCCGCUUCUCAAUCAGUUCGCAAAACCGUUCCAACCCCCAACAGAAGCCACGCCGCUCCGUUUUCGAUACACGACGUAUAUGGGCGAAGUGCAUCCGGCGGCGAAAAAGGUGGUAGUACAAUUUUGUACGAAAGAUUUGCCCAAUCUGACUGAAGCGCAACGGAUGAAACUGAUCAAACUCGUUGGACCCCGGUACAAUCCUGACACGGAUAUGGUCAAAAUGUCGUGCGAGAAAUUCGAAGCUGCUGCUCAGAAUAAACGGUACCUAGGCGAUCUCGUGAACAAGUUGGUUGAUGAGGCGAGGGUUGGUGCGGAUAAAUUCGAAGACAUCCCAGUUGACUUGCGACACCACAAAUCGAAGAAGAGGGCCGAGUUUCCGGAAGAAUGGAAGAUGAAGCCUGCACGAGUUCAGCAAUUACUGUCAGCAAGGCAGUCCCAAAGACUUCUGCAGGCAAACGAGAUACCGGUCGUCGAUGGGGCGGAGACAGUCAAAAGCUAUGUACGAGCCAUCAGUGGGAAUCGAGGGGGCCGUGAGCAGAGGACAUUGUAAAAACAUUCCAUUCUAGAUUCUGGGUAUCAUAAAGAAAACGCCAUGCUGGUCGUUACGACGCUUCUCA
Molecule: messenger RNA, 1312 nt
Organism: Exophiala viscosa
Lineage: Eukaryota; Fungi; Ascomycota; Eurotiomycetes; Chaetothyriales; Herpotrichiellaceae
Product: mitochondrial ribosomal subunit protein-domain-containing protein
Exons: 2
Coding region: 73-1245 (390 amino acids)
Biological process (GO): mitochondrial translation
Cellular component (GO): mitochondrial small ribosomal subunit
Molecular function (GO): structural constituent of ribosome
Source: RefSeq, a predicted model, not a curated record